Molecule: messenger RNA, 652 nt
Organism: Megalobrama amblycephala (Wuchang bream)
Lineage: Eukaryota; Metazoa; Chordata; Actinopteri; Cypriniformes; Xenocyprididae
Product: 26S proteasome regulatory subunit 6B-like
Exons: 3
Coding region: 74-463 (129 amino acids)
Biological process (GO): proteasome-mediated ubiquitin-dependent protein catabolic process
Cellular component (GO): proteasome regulatory particle, base subcomplex
Molecular function (GO): proteasome-activating activity
Source: RefSeq, a predicted model, not a curated record
UCAGACCAUACGCCGCACACUGCAUCAAAUUGGUCUGCAUGGCUGUCGUCCCAGAAGGAAGCCUCUUCUAAAGAUGAUGCACAAGAAAGCCCGCAAACAGUUUGCUGAAGACAAGCAGACUAAGGAAAUGGAUUACUGGAACAUGGCUGACACACUGGACCCAGCCCUUUUGCACCCAGGUAGACUGGACUGUAAGAUUGAGUUUCCUCUGCCUGACCGUCGACAGAAACGUCUGGUGCUCACCACCAUUACCAGCAAGAUGAACCUCUCCGAAGAGGUUGAUCUGGAGGACUAUGUUGCAAGGCCCGACAAGAUCUCUGAUGCAGAUAUCAACUCCAUUUGCCAGGAGGCUGGUAUGCUGGCUGUGCGUGAAAACCGUUACAUUGUGCUGGCUAAGGACUUCGAGAAAGCUUACAAGACUGUUAUCAAGAAAGACGAGCAGGAACACGAGUUCUACAAGUAGAAUACUCAACUAGAUAUCAGCAUUAGCUUUUACUGUUUGUUUCAGCCUUUAUUUGUACGUACAGUGUAAUGUUGAGGACAUAACACUUGAUUUAAACCUUCAGGGUUUACACUGCUUGUACUGGGACUUUGAUUUCACAGGAUUGUUUCAGAUUUACAUUAUAUAAAAUAUGGAUGGAAAACAAACAUA